UGAUUUACCAUUGGAUAGUAGGGUUUUCCCAAAUUAUUUUUGAACAACAAAUUUAUUUUCUAAAAAAUGCAAAUGUAACGUAUUUUAAUACUAUAGAGUGGACAAGUAUAUUUUGGCAUGGUAUCGAUAGACGGUGCAUAAGAUUCGAUAACUUUUCGAUGCUCAUCGAGAAUCGUCACAGCAAUUACAAAAAGUACUUGCUCUUAAAGCGAAACGCAAACGUCAACAAACCUACCACAAACAAAGUCGCCACAUCGUCAUUAUGAAAUAAAAUAUAGUGCAAAUUAACUUGAUAAAUUCUCUAAUAAUCCGGAAACAUCAAACAUAAAAGGCACCACUUCAAACUCAGCACAAAUUACUUGCUAGAAUUGACCACUGACGUGGACCUUCAGUAUUGUUGUUUUUCUUCCACUUGGAGCUGAUUACAAAAAGAGAAAAACAAACGGCUGCAACUGACAAUAUGUCGACAAAACGACGUCGUCGCCGCAACAGUGAAUCGAACGAUCUCAUCGAGUCAACUCCAUCUCCAACUGGACAAGAUGAACACGAGAAGCCUGAUUUACGUGGCGAUAAGCGCAACAUUGCCGUACUUCUGUUCCUCUACAUACUGCAGGGCAUACCCAUUGGCCUCAUAGCUGCUGUGCCAAUGCUGCUGCAGAAUCGCGGUGCCAGCUACAAACAGCAGGCGGAGUUCUCCUUUGCCUAUUGGCCGUUUAGCAUCAAGUUGCUGUGGGCGCCCAUUGUGGACUCGUUGUAUGUGCGUCGCUUUGGUCGGCGCAAAUCGUGGCUGGUCCCAGUGCAGUAUCUGCUUGGUGGUUUCAUGCUGCUGCUAUCGGUGCACGUGGAUCGCUGGCUGGGCGGCGAUGGUGUGGAGCCCAAUGUGCCGAUGCUAACGCUGCUGUUCUUUGUGCUCAAUUUCCUAGCUGCCACACAGGAUAUUGCUGUGGAUGGCUGGGCGCUGACCAUGCUGAAGCGUUGCAAUGUUGGUUACGCCUCCACCUGUAAUAGUGUGGGACAAACAGCUGGCUAUUUCCUUGGAUAUGUGGUGUUUAUUGCCUUGGAGUCAAAGGACAUUUGCAACGGGUAUUUGCGUGAUGUGCCUUCGGAUGAGGGCAUGGUAACACUACCGCGAUUCCUUUACUUCUGGGGCAUCACAUUCAUAGUGGCCACCACAUUAGUGGCCAUCUUCAAGAAGGAGAACGACGUUGAGGAUGCGCACACAGAUGCCCGCUACAAGGAGGAGCAUGAGCUCAACAUACACGAGAGCUACAAAGUCCUGUGGGAUAUAGUGCGCAAACGUCCCGUACAAAUUCUAGCGGCCAUACUGCUCACCGUCAAGGUGACGUUUGCCGCCUCCGAUGCCGUGACGUCGCUGAAACUGAUCGAUGCUGGUGUGCCCAAGGAGAAGCUGGCAAUACUGGCAUUACCCCUGAUACCGCUACAGAUCGUCCUGCCCCUCUUUGUGGGCAAACACACGAAUGGCCCGCGACCCAUGGACUUGUAUCUGAGAGCGAUACCAUGGCGCAUUGUUUUGGCGACGGUGGCCACAUUGAUUGCCUACGCAACACCAUAUCUAAUCUCAGGUGGCGAGGUUCCCUUUUAUUACUAUGUGCUGCUCGUUACCAGCUACGGCUGCUAUCAAGUAUUUUUGUAUUCCAUGUUUGUUGCUGCCAUGGCGUUCUUUGCCAAGAUCUCGGAUCCAGCUGUGGGCGGCACCUAUAUGACAUUCCUUAACACACUGUGUAAUCUGGGUGGCAAUUGGCCCAACACUGUGGCGCUGUGGCUGGUGGAUGUACUCACCUUUAAGCAGUGCAGCACUCAGUCCACAAAUCUCUGCCUCAACAAAGAAGAGCUGCAGGAGUGCACCAAGAGUGGAGGCAAGUGCGAAAUAACCUUUGAUGGUUACUAUCUGGAGGCUGCUGUCUGCGUCGUCUAUGGCAUCAUUUGGCUGCUCGUUGUGCGCAAAUGGAUACGCUAUCUGCAGGAUCUGCCGAUACGCGCCUGGUCUGUGGUUGCUCCGAUUGCCAAGAAGCAGAGGUAGCAAUUAAUUGUUUGAUCUUCGAUCUGCGCACAGAGAAAACCCAUCGAUCUGCGCACAGUCAUUUUUUGUUAGAGUACAAGAAGCUAUACACUAGUGAACUAGGACUAGGACCAUUUAUGCAUUCUAGGCUAGACAAAUUAUAAAUUUUUGUAAAUUCGAGUAUUGUUUUGUGCAAACUUAAAAUAUUCCAAAGGAAAUAAAAUUCAAUGUUGAGCAUAUAUGAAACCAA
Drosophila nasuta is the source of this 2270-nucleotide messenger RNA. RefSeq names its product acetyl-coenzyme A transporter 1. The coding region runs from base 461 to 2041 and encodes 526 amino acids. Gene Ontology annotation, molecular function: acetyl-CoA transmembrane transporter activity. Gene Ontology annotation, biological process: acetyl-CoA transmembrane transport. The record is from RefSeq and is a predicted model, not a curated record. Lineage: Eukaryota; Metazoa; Arthropoda; Insecta; Diptera; Drosophilidae. Gene Ontology annotation, cellular component: membrane. The transcript has 3 exons.